GCGCACUCGCUUGCAGCUGGAGCUGCCCGGGGCGAGCGAGCGAGCCAGCGAAGUGAGCCUCCCUGCGCUCAUUUCCUUUCUAACCACAUCCGACUGUCAGGGAGCAACAGCAGGAGGGAGGAGGGCAUUUGUGCUCUGAGUGUCUCCCUCGCCCCGGAUCUCGCGUGCGCGCGCUGGGGAUCCAACAUGGAUCUGGAAAGCAAGAUCAAGAAGAUGGGCUUAGGACAUGAGGAAGGAUCUGGGGCCCCUUGCUUGAAGUGCAAAGACAAAUGUGAAGGAUUUGAGCUACAUUUCUGGAGGAAAAUAUGUCGAAACUGCAAGUGUGGGCAGGAGGAGCAUGAUGUUCCCACUAGUAACGAGGACGACCGCAAAGUGGGGAAGCUCUUUGAGGAUACAAAAUAUACAACCCUCAUUGCAAAGCUGAAAUCGGAUGGGAUCCCUAUGUACAAGCGCAAUGUUAUGAUACUGACUAAUCCAGUGGCUGCCAAGAAGAACGUGUCCAUCAAUACUGUGACUUACGAAUGGGCACCUCCCGUUCAGAAUCAAACCCUGGCAAGACAUUAUAUGCAGAUGCUUCCCAAGGAGAAGCAACCCGUGGCUGGCUCGGAAGGUGCUCAGUACAGGAAGAAGCAGUUGGCCAAGCAGCUGCCCGCACACGAUCAGGAUCCGUCCAAAUGCCACGAGCUGAGUCCUAACGAGGUGAAGCAGAUGGAGCAGUUUGUGAAGAAAUACAAGAACGAGGCUCUUGGGGUGGGAGAUGUCAAGCUGCCGAGCGAAGUGGAAGGCAAAGCUGUCGGGAAGGAUGUCCCGACUAAUGGGGAGAGAGGCACCUCAGCCACCGUAGGAGCCAUGGAAGACAAACUGGCUGGUCCAAAGGCAUCCCAAUAUUGCUGCUUCCGGUGCAAACUGAGCAUGAAGGAAGGGGACCCGGCUGUCUACGCCGAGCGGGCCGGCUACGACAAACUCUGGCACCCGGCUUGUUUUGUCUGCUGCACCUGCGGUGAGCUCCUUGUGGAUAUGAUCUACUUCUGGAAGAAUGGGAAGCUGUACUGUGGCCGACACUACUGUGACAGCGAGAAGCCCCGCUGCGCUGGCUGCGAUGAGCUUAUAUUCAGCAAUGAGUACACCCAGGCCGAAGGUCAAAGCUGGCAUCUGAAACACUUCUGCUGCUUUGACUGCGACUGUGUCUUGGCUGGGGAGAUCUACGUCAUGGUAAACGAAAAGCCUGUCUGCAAACCGUGCUACGUGAAGAAUCAUGCCGUGGUCUGCCAGGGUUGCCACAAUGCUAUCGACCCUGAAGUUCAACGUGUGAGUUACAACAAUUUCAACUGGCAUGCCACCACAGAGUGCUUUCUGUGCUCCUGUUGCAGCAAGUGUCUCAUUGGCCAGAAGUUUAUGCCGGUAGAAGGAAUGGUUUUCUGCUCGGUGGAAUGUAAGAAAAAGAUGAUGUCCUAAUGGGAAGAGAACCCGGAUCAAGCCAAGUUUCGCUUUACUUCAGAACCCUCUGCAUUUCUACUGUAUUGGGGCGUUUUUUAAACAAAAUUGAACGUAUUAAAUGGCAUAUUCCAAAGAUUUUUUUUUUAACAUUUCUAACUUGAUAGCUUCCGAUUAAGUACUUCCAGCACUUCUCUUACUACUUUGUUACUACUUGUUGCAAAUGUUACUCACAUAUAGGGAGCCUGAUAUUCCUGGUGUAUUUCAAAGACUAGAUGCUCUAAAGUCUGCUUUUAUACACAUUUUAAAACAAACUGUGUAAAAAUAAAAUAAUGACUUGGUAUGUUGUAAAUCCGUGUUUCCCAAACUGGGGUCUCCAGCUGCUUUUGAACUACAAUUCCCAUAAUCCCUGACCACUGUUCCUGCUAGCUAAGGAUGAUGGGAGUUGUAGUUCAAAAACAGCUGGAGACUCAAGUUUGGGAAACACUGUUGUAAAUGUUAUACCCUACUCCAGAUGUUGCUGGACUACAAUUCCUUUCAUCCCUGACCAUUGGCUAUGCUGUCUGGAGCGGAUGGGAGUUGGAGUCUAGCAACAAAUACAAGGCCACAUGUUUUGGGUUCUACCAUUUCAAAAAAUCUCACAAAUACCAUAAUAUAUGGGGGGAAUGCUAAGCUAGAAUCCUUUUCCUGACAUGCUUGCUUCAUAUCUGAGGUGAGAUUUUGAAUGUGUAAAGUAGCAUUCAAACAUCUGAAUUCCUCACUUUCAGCCUGAAGCGUUACAAGUCCAACCACAGAUCAUAUUUGUUAGCCUGCUGAUUCUGUACAGCAGCCCUCAAACAUAAUUAGGCAGAAAUAAAUAUUUUUAAGCCUUCCUGCUUCCACUGAGCAGCUUAAGCAAAUGCCCCCAAAACUUUGGCUCCAACCUUUAAUAUUUGCAUUAAAACACUUUCCCUUCUUUGUUAGGUUUAAACUGUUUUGUUUUUUUAAAAAACAGCUGUGGACUUUUUGGUGCUUAGAAUGUGACUUGCUCUCUAUUAAUCUGAAGUUUCUGUGCCUCUUUCUCUGUCCUCUUCCAAUCAAGCUUGUUAUCAAGUGUGUCCAUUUUGUCUCUUCAUUUUAUGUAUUGUCCAGAACUAUAGGCAAUAGGAAAGAUUUAAAUUUGCCGGUGCCUCUGCACAUGAAUGAGAUUUCUAAUACAGGGCAGCUACACCUGGAGGCCACAGGUUGUCAACCCCUGGAGCAAACAGUACGGUAUAUAGGCUAAUGGGUUUAAUUUUGUAUAAGGCAGCUUGCAAGCUAGUACAGUUAUUGCGAUGCUGAAAUUUCUUUAUAACGAAUGUAAGAAGGUACACAGCAAAGGAAUGUGGGCUCUUGGCUUUGUAAACUAUGCAAACUCUUUCCAUUCAGCUCUUCUAAGACUAAAGAAAUGUGUAAACUUAUAUUCAUGCUCUCAAAUAAAACUUUUACCAAACCGUU
Molecule: messenger RNA, 2910 nt
Organism: Podarcis raffonei (Aeolian wall lizard)
Lineage: Eukaryota; Metazoa; Chordata; Lepidosauria; Squamata; Lacertidae
Gene: TES
Product: testin LIM domain protein
Exons: 7
Coding region: 187-1455 (422 amino acids)
Molecular function (GO): zinc ion binding
Source: RefSeq, a predicted model, not a curated record